AAAGGCAUGAAAAUUGAACUUUUGAAAUAUUAUUAAAAAUCUGUUUUGAACAAUAUUAAACGCCUGUAUAGAACUUAGAUCUUGUGAACUAGUAUGGGCAAUUUAAAUAUCAACUCUUACAUAGAGUGAGUGUUAGAUUGGUUACUUCUAGAAGGCUCCGCAAAAAUCCAAGAUGGCUUACAAAUCGACAUGUCACAUGUCGAAGUUGCUUAGACUGGAGGCAAGGAUAAUGCACUUAAAACACACAGGUUGUUUAUCAAAUAAAUCGCCUAAUGGAGUAACAAAUAAAAGUGUAAAGCAUUUUUCUACAUCUACAACAUGUUAUGCAUGUUCAUAUCAAAACACUUCAAGAUCGACCAUCCAGAGUUUUAGACAAUGGCAUUUGACAAUACUAAUGAAGUAUGGCUUGCCAACUCAGAAAUUACAUAUUCAAUUUUAUCAUAGUAAUGUAAUGCCUUCUCGAGUACCAGCAUGGAAUCAUACAAACAUUAUUUGCAAGCAUAAGAUGUCAAGCAAAUCAAAGCCAAUAAUCGUUCCUCAACUUUGGAAUGACGAGAACAAUGAAAAUAUAAAGGAGAGAUUGCUGAAAGCUAGACCUGAAUCCUUUGUCCACUAUGUCUUCCAGAAGGAAAUUGCAAAAGAAAUAGUUGAUUGUUUAGAGCCUCACCUUGAAGCGUCAGUGCCAUUUCUAGAGUGCAAUGCAGGUCCUGGUUUACUCAGCCAAGAGCUGUUGGAACGUGGUGUUGAACAGUUGACAGUGACCCAGGCACAUGAACAGUUUCUUCCGUAUACUCAGAAACUAUGUGAUAAGAGUGAGGGAAAGAUGUCUCACCAUGCAUUUAAGAUGAACAGUCUGACCAGCCACAAGCUCUAUGUAAAACAUGACUUCCUGGGGCAUGUACAGCCAAAACAAUGGGAAGCUGGAAUUCCUCUCCAGAUGUUUAACAUCAUCUGCCAGAGCAAGAUAGACUUCAAGCAAAAGCAGUUCCUUACAUAUCUUAUCAAUUGUUGCAUCACAGAAGAGAGCAUCUUCAGCCUCGGGAGAACUCAGACAUUUUUACUCAUUGCUGGUCCUAUGCUAAAGGCUAUACUUGGAGAGGUAGCUGACACACAUAUGAACUAUAAUUUAUUUAGCAGGACCAGGGGUGUGAAGAUUCUACUGAAUAUCAUCUUUGAUAUUGAGCAAAUAGGAAAGUGGAGAAGUGAUGACUUCUUUCCUCCGCUAACAAUUGCUUCUUCAAGCAAAACUUUAAGGGGUAAGGAUCAAACCUUACAUCUUGUGAAGAUGACCCCAAAAUUGGAUCUUUUUGAAGUGCUCCCCCAUCCUACUUUAGUGAAACUCCCCAUGUUUGUGUAUCACUUAUUGGCUGGAAAGUUGCCCUACAGAACUAUACCAGAACUCGAAAAAUGGGUGCCAGGGUGUGGUAUUGAUCUGAUUGCUAAUGGCUUCACUAUGAUGGAACAAUUGAAAGAGAUUACUGCAGAGCAAGUAAUUACAGCAUUGAAGGUGCUGACAUCUGCCAGGGGAUAUCCAGGUUCAUAUCUUUCCUCGAUCACACUAGAUGAUGUCUACAACAGUUACUUUAAAAAUGCUCCUAUAAUCUUGCAGAAUACCAGCUCAUAUGCUAAGACAUUGUCAUGGGAACCUUCUAUUGACUUAAAAGAAAAAUCUACAAGAAUAUCAUAACAUAUUAAGAACUCUUGUGGUUUACUCUACUGAUUGAAAUCUUAAUGAAUCAUCUUUGUUCUUUCCAUUUCUUAAAUUGGUACUAAAUAAAUAAAACUUGCAAAUCAAUAAUUUAUAUAAUUGAUCGCACCAUGAUAAUUUAGACAGUAAACAAUCCAAUUAUAUGGCUAAAAUGUUACACAUUGCUGAGGUUUGUUUACUUGCAACUGGCUUUACUUUUCAGUAUACUACCAUGUUUCUUUAAAGAGGUAAUGAAAUGGCUGUCAAAAAAUUUUCAUAUUUCAAGUUUUCACAACUGACUCUAAUUACAACCAAAGUAAAAAGUACUUUGAGUUCGUAAAUAUAAAGUACAACUAGAUCCUUUAAUUAGUAUUAAGAUGUCUACUAUAUUUCAAAUGAAAUUUUAUAUACAAUCAUAUGCUGAUAAGUUAUUAUUUAAUAAGCCAAAGUUAUUGUACGUAUGACACUUCUUGUACAUGUGCAUAUUAUAUUACAUAUCAAAUAGACAUUUGGCAAGUGUGUAGACACUGAUUGUUUCCUCUUACAUAGAUGAUACAAUUUUAUAAUCUCAUGUUUUAACUAAAUAUCCUCACUAUAUUGUAGGUAUUUAAAGUGCAUGAUUAAGAAAAUAUAAAACUCCAUAGUUUCAUUGUGUCUCAUAAUGUUUUAAAAUGUUACAUGGUAUAAAUUUUAUAAAGAUUACAUAAAAUUUUAAUUCAAACUUUACUGAGUUUUUAUUACACCAC
Messenger RNA from Owenia fusiformis, 2433 nucleotides. The record is from the annotation of a GenBank genome assembly. NCBI's taxonomy places the organism in Eukaryota, Metazoa, Annelida, Polychaeta, Sabellida, Oweniidae.